This is a messenger RNA of Pogonomyrmex barbatus (red harvester ant), 1827 nucleotides long. It is a transcript of the gene dila, whose product is annotated as centrosomal protein dilatory. Gene Ontology annotation, cellular component: centriolar satellite. Lineage: Eukaryota; Metazoa; Arthropoda; Insecta; Hymenoptera; Formicidae. Gene Ontology annotation, biological process: cilium assembly; intraciliary transport involved in cilium assembly; regulation of centrosome duplication. The record is from RefSeq and is a predicted model, not a curated record.
AUCGCAGAGGUCAAUCGAAUGGAUUUAUUGGCAGUCGAUGAAAAGUACAAUGUCAAUCUGGAACCAGCAAUGUAUAAAUAUUUAGGACAAAUCAAGCCAGAGAAAGAUAUUGCCACAGACAAAUGUGGACCAAUCGCAACAACUUACGAGGACAUAAUGUCCUUCUUAGGAACAUUAGAAAAUGAUACACCUGAGAAUGACAUCAUUGCCAAUAAUGCCACAACUGUAAUCUCAUCCUAUCAAAAUCUUAAUAGGUACGACGUGCAAACUCUCAGUUGUCAUCAAGACGAUUUAGAAACCGCAAAAUUACAACUUGAGGAAAAAAACGCGACGAUAGAAUGUUUGAAGAAUCAAUUAAAAUCUGAGCGCAAAGCGGCAUGUGAUAAAAUGGCGUCACAAAAACACUGUCAUGCUACCAAGACGAAAGAGUUAGAGAACAAGUAUAGGACGAUCGUGGAACGUCAUCAGAAAUUUAUUGAACAGUUGAUUUCCGAGAAAACAGAUCUCACGCAGAAAUGCGACUCUCUCGCCAGACAAAUUAAAGAAAUGGAACAGAAGAUUCAGCGAGAUAUAAAAGUAAUUACUGAGAGGCAUGCCGUCGAGCUGCAACGUGCGAAAGAAAAUAUGGCGGCGUCUGAAAAGAUCCGACGCGAACGGUGGCUGGAGAUGAAAACGUCAAAAAUCAAAGAAAUGACAGUGAAAGGCCUGGAACCAGAGUUGCACAAUAUGAUGGAACAACAUCAACAGGAAAUCCAGGAAUUAAGACGCGCGCAUAUAAAAGAGUUACAGGAUACAGAGUUACGUGCAAUGCGUAGAUCGAAUCAACAGCUGGAGCAAUUACGAAUCGAAUUGACAGACAGUCACGAGAAAAUGUUGGCCAAAGAGAAAGACAUAUUGACGACAAGAUACAAGGAAAACUUGGAAGAGCAAGAAGUGCAUUUUCAGAUGCAACAAAAAACAUUCACAGAACAUUUUGAAAGAGAGAAAUCAGCACUCAUUGCAGAACAAAAGAAACGUGAUCAGGAAACAAGCGCAACGAUCCAACAAAUGGAAUUACAUUUUCAAAAAGAAACGGAAAGAUUAAAAGAGCAACACGAAAUUGCUAAGAAAAAUUUUGAAGAAUCCUUGAGAAAAGAGUGGCUCGCGUGGUCAGAUGAUUAUAAAAAACAACAAAAUGCGAAAUUCACGAGAGCAGAGGCUGUAAUUCGUAAUGAUUGUCAAAAGGAAAGAGACAGGCAUAUAGAGAUUGCUAUAGUUAGAUUGGAAAAGGAAGCUCGCGAAAUGCGAAUUAAGUUGCAGCAGAGUUUCGAUAAUAAAUUGGAACUAAUGAAAGAAGAUUAUGAUGUAAAAUUACAAACCGCAAUUAAAAGCGAGAAUAUUUAUAAAAAUAAAUUACUAUUACUGGAAGAAAGACUUAAAUGUACAGAAACUCAAUUUAAGAAAACAGAAAAUAAAUUAAAGGAGUGCAUGUUUAAUCUCAAUAAUAUGAACGAGACGGUCACAAAGUUGACUAUAGAGAGAGACGAUGCAAAGGAAAUAGCGAAGCAGGAAAUCGAAAUAGAGAAAAGGGAGUUGGAAGAAAAAAUUUCGUCACUUUAUCAAGAAAUAACACAAAGAAAUAACAUUAAUAGAGAUCAAUUUAUGACACAAUUGCAUAGCAGGAUAAAACUUGUAGUUACUCAAAAAGUUCUAACUAUAAAGAAUCUCAAUAAAAAGCUUGAGGAUGUUAAUUCAAGAUGUGAACACUUGGAAAAGUUGUUGGACCAACAAAGGAAAGAAUAUAUUUUGAAAUCUUUGUAAAUAGCUUAUAUAAUUUAUAAGAUCGUA